AUGCUUCUUGUCAUAUCAAGCAGUACCUCUCAGUAUCCUACCCCAGCCUGGACUGCUCAGAAGAAGGGAAUUGCCAAGACAGAAGCGGGCACUACUCUGGUGGUGCCGCAGAAAGAAACAGACCACAGAUGGGGUCAGUGUCUUCCUGAAGAGGUGCUGAUCACCCAAGAUGGUGCUGUACCAUUUUUAUGCAGGGUGGGGAGAGUUUGUCGUCUGUGGAACGCUGCUGCCUCCAGUUCAGUUCUGUGGCGUAAGGUCACUGUAGGUUACUGUUGGAUUGCACCAGGAAAAAGCCAGCUCCAUAAAACUGAGAAGAAGAUAAAGGAGAGUUUUAACUGGCUGGCAGAAAACAGAUUGUUCCAGCUGCGAAGCUUCUUUCUCUGUCACUGGAAAAACAAUGUUGACUACGCAGUAGAGGUUGUGUCGCAGUUCUGCCCUCACCUUCGCUCCCUCACACUGUCUUACUGCACAGGCCUAACAGCAAGGGCCUUCCACAUCGUUGGUCUGCACAGCCGGUCUCUGCAAAGCAUAAAUCUCCAGCAUUCAGAGUUUCAGGCUGAGGGUCUCCUGGAGUGCCUUGAAAAUCAUGGGAGCCAGAUCAAGCAUAUCUGGUUCACUCAUGGACUAAAGUAUGAGAGACCUCUGAUGGCCAUAACCAGAGGACAGUGUCCUGAUUUUGAGUUGUUGGAGGUCAACACAAACCUUGACAGUAAAGACUGUGAACUUCCUGUUUGCAUCCAGGCACUACAGAUGGCAUGCCCUAAACUCAAGACCUUCCGGAUGCUGAAUGUCAACCUCGUCACAACUGGUGCCGAUUCAAUGUCGGGCUUCCCGUUACUGGAGGAGCUAUGUAUCGCAACCACUUCUUAUUCCUACCUGACAGACAGAGAUUUGUGGGACAUUCUUUUUGGCUCCACAAGGCUGCGGGUGCUGGACCUGCAAGGCUGUUCACGAAUAACUCCGUUGGGUCUCGCAGCAUUACCUUGUCUUGAGCUUGAGUGCCUGUUUUGAGCACAGUAUUUCAGCAGCCAUGUUGGGUUGUCAUCCCCAAAGAAGGGAAUCCACAUGGUGACCCAAAAGCGGAGUCAGACACUGCAACAGCUUGACAUUGUAAAUCAGCUCUUUACUGAGGAGGACUUAGGGAUAGCAAUGAGUUACCUUGCUCAGGCAAAUGAAAGAGACACCCUACAUUCACUGAAUCUGAGUGGGGCAAGGAUCACCCCACCUGCCCUUAGGACAGUCAUCAGCCAAGUGACCACUCUUAACUACCUCAACCUUUCAUCCUGCUGUUAUUUUCCAAGAGGAUUGAAGAGAAUUUAUCGUGGCCAAAAAGACAUUCAACAGCUACUGGACAAAUUGGAGUAGUUGUGAUUUUAAACCAAUUUUUAAGGCAUAAUUAAAUGUCUUUAGACAUGCCUCGAGGGCUUUGGAAUCCUAUGUAAAAGCUGUUGCUGCUGUAUUGUCAGUAAAAGCACCGCCUACAUGUAGCUCAAGGGGUGACAUGGGAAUGUUGAACUGAAUA
Molecule: messenger RNA, 1522 nt
Organism: Monopterus albus (swamp eel)
Lineage: Eukaryota; Metazoa; Chordata; Actinopteri; Synbranchiformes; Synbranchidae
Product: F-box/LRR-repeat protein 6-like
Biological process (GO): SCF-dependent proteasomal ubiquitin-dependent protein catabolic process
Cellular component (GO): SCF ubiquitin ligase complex
Molecular function (GO): protein binding
Source: RefSeq, a predicted model, not a curated record